UACUAUAUAUAUUUAUUAUACCUAAUCUUUUUUUACUUUUUAUUGAUACCUACUUAAAUAAUUUUUAAAUUUCAACAUAAUUGUUUUAAAUUUCUAUUAAUUAAUACAUAUAAUAGUUAUAUUAUCUGAUGUCAAAUUUACAUAAAUAAAUUCAAAUAUCAUUCUUAGGUGUUAACUAUUUAUACAACUACAUUCCAAUUAAAUUUUGUUCUCCGUUAUGAGUUCCAUGGACGAAAUAGAAGAAGAAGCCAAAGCGGCAGCAGAAAAAAUGGUUAUGAAUAUGAUGCAGCGGCCAGGACAACUAGAAAAAGUAGAACAGUAUAAAAAAAGGAUUACUCACAAAAAAGCCUCAAUAGAAGCACAAUUAAAGUCAGCAGUGCAAGGGAAAUUGGAUGGUGUCAGUGUGGGACUCAAGCAAUUAAAAGAAUGCCUCGAUGAUGUACAAGAGAUCAGUCUAAAAAUAGAUGAAUUGGAAGAACUUUUAAAAGGGGUACCACCAUUAGUAGCCUCACUUCAAGCAGUACGUGAAGAAGAUUCUCGUCAUUCACAAUAUGUCACAGCUAUGGACAGCUUAAAACAUAUCUUUACAGUACCUGAGAGUGUGGCUAAAACAAAACAGUGGAUUGGAGAAGGAAAAUUACUCCAUGCACACCAGUGUCUUAAUGAUUUGGAGAAUUCAAGAGACGAUUUAUUGUAUGAGUUACAUAGACUACCUAAUCAGUCGUCACACGAUAAAAUAAUGUUAAAAGCCUAUUUUGAAGAUGUAGAAAUGGUUUCAAAUUUACUUGAAAAGCAAAUUAAAUUAAUACUAGCAAGAACAUUAAAUACUGUUCGUAAAGAACCUACCGUUAUUGUUACCGCCUUAAGGAUAAUUGAAAGAGAAGAGAAAAGAGACCAGAUGGCAUUGCAGCAACAAAAUCAGUCAGGGUUUAUGCCUCCUGGGAGACCGAAAGGAUGGCGUGCAAAAGCAUUUGACGUAUUAGAAUGCGCCGUCGCACAACGAGUAGAAGGGACACGUGUGGACGAACGUGAAGACAACAAACUUUGGUUGGUCCGUUAUUUAGAGUUGACCAGACAACUUAUACUCGAAGAUCUGAGGGUGGUGAAGACUCUCUGUGUGCCUUGCUUCCCACCACAUUACGAUAUUGUCAAUAAAUAUGUCCACAUGUAUCAUACAUGUUUAUCUUCUAGUUUACAAGAUAUCGUUCAAAAUGGCAUAGAAGGUAAUGAAUAUGUAACUUUACUCUCUUGGAUCCUUAAUACAUAUCCUGGCAAUGAGCUGAUGAGCAGUUCAGAACUAAAUAUCGAUGUAUCAACACUACCCCCACUACUCAAUGACGAAACUAUGCAGAAAUUGCAAGACGAAUAUUUGCAGAAAAUGCAGUCGAAUUACAUGGAGUGGAUGGAGAAGACGCUGGAGUCUGAGCGUGCGGAGUGGGGCGGGCAGCGCGCGCCCGACGUCGAGCCGCACUCCAACGCGUACCACACGCACGCGCCCGUCAUCAUCUUCCAAAUGAUCGACCAGAACUUGCAGGUUACAGAAACUAUCAGUAAAGAGGUGACUUUCAAAGCAUUGGUUUUGAGUAUUGAACAGGUGACACGAUUUGGGAAUAUGUACAGAGAGGGCGUCAUACAAUUCAAGAACGCGCACUUCGCGGACCGUUCGCGCGUCGCGUACUUCACGCACCACAUGAUCACGAUCGUGAACAACAGCGAGCAGAUGGUGCAGCUGGCGCACCACACGCAGGCGCGGCACUGGCCGCCCGGCAAACACGACCCGCCCGCUGAGGCCAAGUUCGACAACAUGCUCCAAACAUUCCAGAAACUUAGAGAUGAAGCUGCUCAGUUUUUAUUAGAAGAAGCAUUCCUCGAUUUAGAAUGUCAUUUUGAUGAUUUAUUUACACAAAAAUGGGUACAAUCGAGUAUCCCUGUUGACACUAUUUGCAUCACACUGGACGACUAUUUCCAAGAUUAUAACCAUUUAAGAGAAAAGAAUUUCGAGUAUGUUAUAAAUGAAGCUCAAAAUUUGGUUUACAAGAAAUAUAUAACAGCCAUGUUGUCAAAGAAAAUCGUUUUUAAAGUCGUAGAAGAGGCACAGCAGGCCGCCACAAAAAUUGUCAAAGAAGCGAAUCAGAUAAGGGCAUUUUUUAAAAAGAUCGCUCCUGAUGGUGUAAAUGUUGAUUGGCCGUUUGAAGUUAUAACCAUGUUGGCUGAGGUGCUGCGGUGCCAGGACGCGGAGAUGGUGUCGCUGGACGUGCUGGGCGUGGUGAGCAAGUGUCCCGACCUGGCGGAGGAGCACCUGGUGCGGCUGCUGGCGCUGCGCGGGGACGUGCCGCGCGCGCGCCACGCCGACACCGUCGCCAUCGCCCUGGCCGCGCGCCGUGCCGCCGCCGCGCCCGCCACGCCCGCCACGCCGCCGCCGCGGCUCUUCGCCGGCAUCACGUUCCCCGACAGGCUGCUCGAGCGAUUCGCUCUUUAACAUUACCGUACCUAUUGACAGACUUUGAAUGCUCAUUUCGAUUUUGUGUAUAACUCAGAUAUGUGGUAUAUAUAUGUCAAUUGUAAAAUGACUGAUCAGUAUUUUAAAGUCGAAAGAUAUCGCACUCGUUGCUCCUAUACUAAUUGGAGUGGAUAAAUUUCCAGACAAGUCGAUUGUUUUUAAAAAUUCGUAAUUGAAGAUUGUAAACAUAUUACAUAUUAUUAUAAUCCAUAAAUGUAAUCACGAUAUGUGUAAGCUUAAAAUUAUUUAUUUAAAUCGAAAUAUAUUUAUAUAUGAUGUAUCAUAGUAAGAAUCCUGUUAUUAUCAUAAAUAAACGUACUGAAUGACGAUUUUU
Messenger RNA from Galleria mellonella (greater wax moth), 2834 nucleotides. RefSeq names its product exocyst complex component 3 (gene Sec6). Gene Ontology annotation, cellular component: exocyst. The coding region runs from base 218 to 2479 and encodes 753 amino acids. Gene Ontology annotation, biological process: exocytosis; exocyst localization. Gene Ontology annotation, molecular function: SNARE binding. The transcript is spliced from 11 exons. The record is from RefSeq and is a predicted model, not a curated record. NCBI's taxonomy places the organism in Eukaryota, Metazoa, Arthropoda, Insecta, Lepidoptera, Pyralidae.